ACUUGUACGAAUUCUGGAGCAUUGAAACUUUGGAAGUAUACGACUUGAGCCUUGGGGAAAAAUAUCAAACAUGGAUCCACGAGCACCAGCAAACCAACAGCCCGCACCCCUCAUCGCAGGCUUCGACAUUGUCAAGACAUAUAAACAAUUCCUCGAAGAAGACAAUGACCUCACCAUGCCCGUCGCAGCCAUCGAGGCCCUCGUCGAGUUGUUGUCACAAUCCCAAGCGCAGACAAUCUCCGAGAUCAUUGAUCUGUUGAAACAAGGCGCGAACGCACUCAAGAAUUCUGUAUCAAACUCGAUAUCGUUGAGUGCUGGGUGUGAUUUGUUUCAGCGAUAUGUUACGGGCGCGUUGAAGGAUGUCAGAAACUUCGAGUCAGCAAAAGAGGACCUCAUCUCGCAUGGCCGAGCAUUUGUCCAAAACGCCCGCUCAGCACGCCAUACCAUCGCCGAACUCGGCUCGCAGUUCAUUCACGACGAUGCACAAAUCCUCGUCCACUCCUACUCUCGUUCCGUGACCGCAGUUCUCCUCGCCGCUGCACGGAAACAUGUCCGCUUUACAGUCUAUGUUACCGAAGCACGGCCCACAGGAUCCGGUAUCGUCGCGGCGAAGGUGUUGGAGGAGGCGGGUGUGCCGGUAUGUGUUGUGUUGGAUAGUGCGGUCGGAUAUGUCAUGGAUAAGGUUGAUUUGGUGUUGGUUGGUGCCGAAGGAGUCGUGGAGAAUGGUGGUGUUAUCAAUCACGUCGGCACACUACAAGUCGCCCUCAUCGCAAAAGCCCACCACAAACCCCUCUACGUCGUCGCCGAAUCCCACAAAUUCUGCCGCCUCUUCCCACUCUCUCAAUACGACCUCCCAACACCACACCCCAUCCUCCAGUUCCCCACCCUCAAAACUCCGUCCACCUCGGGUACCGAAUCCCCCUCGGGUACCGAAUCCCCAGAUUCUCCAGCCACGCCCGGGUUUAGACCGACGAGUUCGAGUACCGAGAUCAGGAAUGAGAAUAUUAUGACGGAGAAACAGAUUAGGAAUAACCCGUUUUUGGAUUUUACCAGGCCGGAGUUUGUUGAUGGGUUGAUUACGGAUUUGGGUUUCUUGACGACGAGUGCUGUUGGGGAGGAGUUGUUGCAUUUGUACACCUAAGGGUUGAAUAAGGGAGGAAAAGGUCUGGAAAGAGGGCGAAGCAUUGUUGGGACGAUACAGAAGCCUUGCCGAGCUGAAAAUCAUCUGUGGGAAUCA
Molecule: messenger RNA, 1237 nt
Organism: Saitoella complicata NRRL Y-17804
Lineage: Eukaryota; Fungi; Ascomycota; Saitoellomycetes; Saitoellales; Saitoellaceae
Product: nagb/rpia/CoA transferase-like protein
Exons: 4
Coding region: 71-1141 (356 amino acids)
Biological process (GO): translational initiation
Cellular component (GO): eukaryotic translation initiation factor 2B complex
Molecular function (GO): guanyl-nucleotide exchange factor activity; translation initiation factor activity
Source: RefSeq, a predicted model, not a curated record